This is a messenger RNA of Micromonas commoda, 2307 nucleotides long. RefSeq lists its product with no specific name. Lineage: Eukaryota; Viridiplantae; Chlorophyta; Mamiellophyceae; Mamiellales; Mamiellaceae. Gene Ontology annotation, molecular function: mRNA binding; structural constituent of ribosome. The transcript is spliced from 4 exons. Gene Ontology annotation, biological process: nucleobase-containing compound metabolic process; translation. The record is from RefSeq and is a predicted model, not a curated record. The coding region runs from base 1 to 2307 and encodes 768 amino acids.
AUGAGCGACGCCGCGAGGCCCACGGGCGUCGCCCUUCGGGGCCGCGCGCGGACCCUCGACGCCAUCGCGCGCGAGCUCGGCCUUCGCGAGCGCCACGUGCGCGAGGCCGUCGCGCUCAUGGACGAGGAGUGCACGGUGCCCUUCAUCGCGAGGUAUCGCAAGGAGGCGACGGGGGGCAUGGACGAGCGCGCGCUUCGACGCGUGGCGGAUCGACUCGGCGAGCUGGACAAGCUGGAGCAGCGCCGCGACGCCAUACUCGCCGCGCUGGAGAAGUCCGGCGACCUGAACCCGGCGCUGGCGAGAGCCGUCGCCGCGGCGGACACCCCAACGAGGCUCGAGGAUCUCUACCUGCCCCAUCGCCCCAAGCGCGCGACGCGAGCCUCCGCCGCGCUCGACCUCGGCCUCGGACCCCUCGCGGACGACCUCCUCGACCCGUCGACGCCCUACUCGCGCGGGUUCAUCCGAAGGUUCGUCAAGGCGCCCGGCGUCGCCGACGACGACGCGGCGAUGCGGGGCGCGAGGGACAUCGUCGCGGAGAAAGCCGGUGAAUGCGUCGAGGCGAGGGAAGCCGCGAGGCGCGCGUCGCGCGACGCCGCUCGCGAUUACCUCUCAUUCGAACGGGAUAUUCAACGGAUCCAGCCGCACCAGUACCUCGCGCUGUGCCGCGCGGAGACCGCGGGGGUGGUUCGCGUGAGCGUCGAGUGGGACGACACCCCCGCGGUCGACGCCGCGAGACGCGCGCUGGUGAGGAAGGGUCUGCGCGGGGAGAAGGCGGCGGAGGUUGAGGCGGCGGUUAAGGAUGGGGUGAAGCGGCUGCUCCGGCCGGCGGCGGAGCGCGAGACCCGCGCGAGGCUUCGCGACGACGCGAUCCGUCGCGCGGUGCGGGACUUCGGCGCCAACGUCGCUGCGCUCAUCCUCGCGCCGCCCAUGCGCCCGGCCGCGCCCGUCGUCGGCCUCGACCCCGCGCAUCGAACGGGUUGUAAGAUCGCCGCGGUGUCAGCCACGGGCGCCGUCCUCGCCGCCGCCGUCGUGCACCCGCGGCGGGAGGAUGCGAACGCGGCCGGCGGCGGGGAGGCUGGCAGGAGGUUCCGGGAGUUUUGCGAGAGGCACGGCGCGCGCGCGGUGGCGGUCGGGGACGGCGUGGGGACGCGCGAGGCUGAGCGAAUGGUAGCCGCGGCGCUGGCGGGAUCGAAGAAAUCCGGAUCGACGUCGGGAAUCGGCUGGCGCGUGGUGAGCGAAUGCGGCGCCUCCGUCUACAGCGCCUCCGAGCUGGCAAUCGCCGAGCUGCCGGACCUCGACGUCUCCUUGCGCGGCGCGGUGUCCAUCGCGCGGCGGCUGCAGGAUCCCAUGGCCGAGCUGGUGAAGAUCGAGCCGAGGCACCUGGGCGUGGGCCUCUACCAGCACGACGUCCGAGCCAAAGAGCUCGCCGCCGAGCUCGACCAGGCUGUGGAAUCCGCCGUGGCCGCGGCCGGCGUCAACCUCAACACCGCGUCCGCGGCGUUGCUCGCCAGGGUCCCCGGCAUGUCCAAGUCCCUCGCGGAGAAGACGGUGGCGCACAGAGAAUCGCGCGGUCCCUUUGCGUCGCGGCGGGGGUUGCUCGACGUCAAGGGCGUCGGCGAAAAGACGUUCCAGCAGGCGGCGGGUUUCCUCCGCGUGGACUCCGCGAAGGACGCGCUCGAGAUGACGGCGGUACACCCCGAGGGGUACGAAGCCGCGAUGGAGGUGAGACUGGAGGACCUCCGUCGGCUCCGUCCCGCGAUCGACUCGCUCCUCGGAAGGGGCGCGUCGGAUCCGGAGUUUAAGACGAUCGCGUCGGCGGCGGGGAUCGGCGAGUUGACGCUGAAGGAGACCCUUCGGGCUAUGGCCAAGCCGGGCGUGGACGACCGCGACGUUUUCGACGCCGCGAGUCGACUUCGAACGUCGGCGCUUUCGUUGACCGACCUCAAGGUUGGUGACGUGUUGGAGGGUGCGGUGAGGAACGUCGUGCCCUUCGGCGCGUUCGUGGACGUCGGCGUCGGGGUCUCCGGCCUGGUUCACAAGUCGAACAUGCGCGGUGGAAACGACAAGGGGAGGGCACCGGAGCCGCACGAGGUGCUCAGCGCCGGCCAGGCGGUGCGGGUGAGGGUGAUGUCGGUGGAUGCCCAACGGAACCGAAUCGGUCUCGCGCUCCUCCACCGCGAGCGGCGCGCGGAAGUAGCACCGCCUAUCGGUGUGACCCGCCGCGUGCGCCGCCACGUGCGACCACGCCUCGCGGAAAGGCACGUCGUCCCUCCUGUCGCACAUCCCGCCGCGGCCGAGGAAGUUUGA